AUGGAGAUUGAAGUUCGCAUGGUGCUUUAUGAAGAUGAUUCUGUAGAAGUACAUUAUGUUGAUGGCUCCAAAUUACAGCUUUCUCCAUGUGGUUCUGAAUACCUAUUUGAAAAGGCACCUCCUAUUUCAGCACACCCUUUGCAGCAACCAGAAAGAGUUCGUCAAAGGACCCAAUUUGUUAUUAGUAAUUACAGAGAACAAUUACUGCGGGCUCUAGAUUUUAGAAAUUGCUUUUCUAGUCGUCCUUUUUUACCUGAAAGCAUCAUACCUUCUGAAAGAAAACAGUCUGUCUUCACUAAUAUCUCAGAAGUCAGGUGGCCCAGUCACGAUACUCAUAAUGCAGUGAUAUCUCUGGAUGAUGGCACGGUGAAGAUUUCAUCUUUAGAUGGUUAUGCUUCUCUUUGCCUACCGAAAGAGCAACAUGAAUUUACUAUACAGUUUUUAUGCAAGAUCAGCCAAAGGUCUCACUCACUAAUGGUACUAUCAGAAGAGAAGAGUAAUAAUUUAAAGAAAGUGGAUAAACACUGUGGAAAAGCAAGCAAAAACUGUAUGUUUAGAACAACUCCUGUUGGACAGAGUUUGAAGAAUAAGGAAAAUGAUUCAUAUUGCCAUAUCACCAAAUCCAAGGAAGUAUUAGGGGCAAAUAAAUUUGUAAAUGGAUCUGAAGGGAAAGAGCUGGCACCUUUGUAUCACAAGAAAUACACAUUUGUGUACAUAUGGGUGAAGCAGUGCUGGUCUGUGGACUCCUGUCCAGAAGAAUGGAAAUACCCUUUAUCUCUGGCACUUAACUUUCUUCAUAAACUUAAUAACACGUUGAAAGCUGAUCAGACUGCUAGCCAGGUUACAGUCUUAGCAUCUGGUAUUUCAAAGGAGGGUGACGAGGUUUCUGUUCUUCCCAGAGCUCUUCCCCUCAGCUGUCAUAAUCCACAUUUGCACAGGUGGAAUUUCUCUGAUUCAUCUUUACAGGAACAAGAAUACACCUAUCCUGAACUAAUAAAAGUAGUGUGGUAUAAAGGUACUGUAUUUAGACUUACUCAUGAAACUGUGAACUCAAUACAAAUUUUCCCUGGUGAUGGAUCCAUUCUCAAAUCAGAAGGAGCUUUUUGGGGGAACUAUUUCACAUUGUCUUCAGUACACAAAGGAUCAGAACAAAGAGAAGAGAAAAUGUAUUCAAUACAAAAUCUUCCUCUGGAUCGACCAGGUAGUCCAUAUUCUGUGCGUUCCCUUAUUAUACAGGCUACCAGAAUUCUUCAACAUUGUGUCAAAACUAGACUUUCCUUAAGCCAUAACUAUAAUAUAUGCUGCUGGAAAAUGGUUUCUGGAUCAAAUGAAGGGAACAUACCAGUACUUUUGAGAGAAACCCUUAUUCCCAUGAUAGGAAGAUUUUUUGUAUACUCUGAUGAUAAAGUAUAUGCUAUCUUUUUGGAUGGCAUUUCCCUAAGCCUAAUUUGGAACUUUGGAAAGAGACAGGUAAAUCAAGGAGUCACUUUAGGUUGGUGUAAAUUAACUCUUCCAGAUGGACAAGAUCAGUUAAUUCAAAUUGAACAUCCUGGACAAUUUGAAAGGUAUGUGAAAGCAGUAAUAGAUUGGUGUAGGAGUCUGACUCGGGCCAAUCCACAGGAGAUGUUCACAUGUCCUCCAUCAUCAUCCAUUACUGAAGAAAACUGGUCUGUUACCUCUGAACUUGAAAAAAUACAGAAAUUUAACUUUUUACUGGAGAAUGACAGCAUCCUAAAUCAGAUUUCUAUUAAGAAAACUGAGCAGUCAUCUUCUGAUGUUUCCAGAUCAAGAUCUUCAGAACCCUGGAGCUCUUUUGAAGAAGUUAAUAAAAAGAGUGUAUCUAUAGCAUUGAAAAAAACCUCUGAAAUUCUCCGGGAUAUUGAAUCUCUUCUAGCCUGUUCCAAAAAGUAAAAAAAAAAUGUUUUCAAAGUUAAGGUUUUUGAACUGUGUCAGACUCUUAAGGUUAUAUUUUAUUGGUACAAAUGACUAUCCGUAAUAGAAUUAUCUGUAUACAAAAUUAUCAUUAAAAUAAAAUGAGAAAACUUGUUCCUCUUGAGCUAGCUGUUCAGACAUAGUGUGAAAAUUUUCUAGUUUAAUGUCAAUGUAUUUCAUACAACUUAUACAUAUUUUUGUUUCAGUGUGCUACUUAAUGUAAGUUAAAAUUUGGAAAUGCAUUUUUUAAAGUAAUCAUGAAUAGCAUAUUGCUUCAAGAAAUAAAAAACUUUGAGAAUAACCAGUA
Molecule: messenger RNA, 2239 nt
Organism: Gracilinanus agilis (Agile Gracile Mouse Opossum)
Lineage: Eukaryota; Metazoa; Chordata; Mammalia; Didelphimorphia; Didelphidae
Gene: C1H5orf34
Product: chromosome 1 C5orf34 homolog
Exons: 12
Coding region: 1-1911 (636 amino acids)
Source: RefSeq, a predicted model, not a curated record